Molecule: messenger RNA, 699 nt
Organism: Colletotrichum godetiae
Lineage: Eukaryota; Fungi; Ascomycota; Sordariomycetes; Glomerellales; Glomerellaceae
Exons: 3
Coding region: 1-699 (232 amino acids)
Molecular function (GO): oxidoreductase activity, acting on the CH-OH group of donors, NAD or NADP as acceptor
Source: RefSeq, a predicted model, not a curated record
AUGCUGGUGGCAGAGGUGCUUCUCGCGGGCUACCACUCGAGCGAGCUUGAUGCCCCAAAGGUGGCCGGAUUAGUUGCAAACCUUCUUUUGACAGACCUGGCCGAGACGAUCGCCAACAAAGUCCAGGAUGAGUUCGAUGGCAAGCUCAACAUCAUUGUCAACCUCGCAACUCAAUUUGAAGCGCGGCCCAUCCGUGAGCUUGAUGCCGAAUUCAUCCAGAGGGUCUUAGUGGGCAAUCUGCAGUCUUUGGCCCUGAUGAUGGACGCUCUUCUCAAACGAGACUACAUACAGCCUGAAUCUCGCAUUGUAAAUAUCUCCAGCGAUUGGGCUCGUACUGUAGCAGCAUCCUAUGUCGAUGCUAACUUUACAAGUGCCAUGUUGUACGCAUCCACCAAAUCAGCAAUGGAAUCCAUGACCAGAUCUUGGGCAGAUAUUCUGAGCCAGGACACAAAGACGUUGGGAACUACAGUGAACUCCCUCUCAGUGGGUGGCACGGCGACGGAUGCGCUCACUGGAAGUGCACCUUCGGAUAUGCGCGAAGCCGCAUUGAAAGUUCUGAGCGAGAGAAAAUCAAUCCACAACGGAGUCGGACUUCCAGAGGAUGUUGCCAAAGUGGUUGGUUUGGUCGUAAGCGAAGCAGCACGCUGGAUCAAUGGAAGUGUCAUCGCAGCCAACGGCGGCUCAGUCAAAAUUUUGUAA